AGUCCAUAUUUUAGUUUAGAUUAAAUAAAACUAUGGCUAAGGCAACAACCAUCAAGGACGCACUGACCCGUUGGGAGGAGAAGAAUAGCCAGGAGGCCAUCAGCGCCACUCAAAUUGGACUGCAAUUCCAGUAUCCGCCGAUAGAGAAAAUGGACCCAACCCUGAGCACUCUGGUGGCGUGCAACCGUCUGAGUUUGUCCUCGAAUAUGAUCGAAAAGAUCAGUGGGAUAUCGGGCAUGAAGAAUCUGAGGGUGUUGAGCUUGGCCCGCAACAACCUGAAGACUUUAAGCGGUAUCGAGCCACUGGGCGAAACGCUGGAGGAGCUCUGGGUCAGCUACAACAUAAUCGAGAAGAUCAAGCCGCUGGAGUCGAUGAAGGCACUUCAGGUGUUCUACAUUUCGCACAAUCUAAUCAAGGACUGGGUCGAGUUCAUGCGCAUUGCUGUACCUCCGAAUCUCACCGACAUUACAUUCAAUGGCAAUAUUCUCAGUGAGAACAUGGAACCGGCAGCCUUUACCGCCGAGGCUGUUCGCCGCUUGCCCAAUCUGAAGAAACUAGACGGUGAACCAGUCAUACGCUAAAUACCAGACACAAAAACCAACACAAAACAGAUACA
Molecule: messenger RNA, 616 nt
Organism: Drosophila guanche
Lineage: Eukaryota; Metazoa; Arthropoda; Insecta; Diptera; Drosophilidae
Product: dynein light chain 1, axonemal
Exons: 1
Coding region: 33-581 (182 amino acids)
Cellular component (GO): cytoplasm
Molecular function (GO): protein kinase binding
Source: RefSeq, a predicted model, not a curated record